Molecule: messenger RNA, 1833 nt
Organism: Naumovozyma dairenensis CBS 421
Lineage: Eukaryota; Fungi; Ascomycota; Saccharomycetes; Saccharomycetales; Saccharomycetaceae
Gene: MCM10
Product: Mcm10p
Exons: 1
Coding region: 1-1833 (610 amino acids)
Biological process (GO): DNA replication; DNA replication initiation
Cellular component (GO): nucleus; replication fork protection complex
Molecular function (GO): DNA replication origin binding; single-stranded DNA binding
Source: RefSeq, a predicted model, not a curated record
AUGAAUGAUCCUAGGGAAUGUUCGCCAGAAGAUCCUUUUGCUGAUUUAUCAGACAAAGAGGAAAAUGAAGACGCUGUACUGGAAGAGCUCGAAGAUCUAGACCGUCGAAAGAGUGAUCUCUUGGGAAGAUUGAAGGAACUAAAGGAACGUCAAAAGAGACGUGAUCCUAAUUUUGAUGAAGUUCAGAUACCUGGUACCCCUGAAGAGAAGAAUACAAAUAUUUUUACUUCUGAACAGACAAUAUUACAGAAUCGUGACAGAAAAGAAGAAGAAGUAGAAGAAGAAGAAUUCUCUGGCGAACGAUUACCUAAUCCUAACGAACUGAAAGUAAGGGAAAGGGAAGAGAACUUGGAAAAGCUACCAUCGAAUACUACUUCAUAUUUCAUGGAAAAGUUUCAACAUGUCAAGAAGAAAGAAGAAAUCGAGAACGUUAGGAAUGAGAAAAUGUUAAAGGCAAGAGUCCAUAUGUUUCAAGGAUUAAAUAAAAGCAGCAAAAUUCAUAAAAUAGAAUAUCAACCAGAGGCAGCUAAUGAAGUAGAAGAAUAUUCGAUGCUACGUAUUCAGAAAAGGUAUAUUCCUAAAAAGGAAUUAAAUGAUAUAUUCCAAAAUAUCAAAAUACUUCGAUUAAAUAAAUUAUUUGCCAAAGUGAGGCCACCAAAAUUCGAAGAACCACAGUAUUCAAAUUGGGUUACAUUGGGGAUAAUAACACAGAAGGGUAGCAUUAAAUUUACAUCAAGUGAUAAACCCAAGAAAUAUUUUAAAUUUACUAUAAGUGAUUUCAAAUAUAAUGUAGAUAUCUUCAUUUUCGAUAAACAUGCUGUCGAGCGAUACUAUAAUCUUCGAAUUGGUGACAUUAUUGCAAUUUUGAAUCCUGAAGUGUUACCAUGGAGACCCUCGAAUAAUAAAAAUGGUACGGGGAUCAAAUCAUUCAAUCUUCGUAUCAAUCAUAAUUACCAUUGUAUCAUCGAAGUUGGUAAAAGUAAAGACCUUGGUUUUUGUCCCAUACCGAACAAAAUCAAUGAAUCUGGGACAUGUCAUACCCCAAUCGAUAUUUCUAAAGAAGACAGAUGUUCUUAUCAUCAAGAAAUUAGGUUUAGAAACAAUGGUUCUAAGAGGAUCGAGUUAAAUGGAAGUUUCGCAUUGGGUGCUCCUGUAAAAGUGGGUGCACAACCGCAAUUAUAUAGGAAUAAUAACGUGCCAGUACGAGGAGUGUAUCAUGGGAAUCGAUUUAAUGUGGUAAAAGGAUCUGAAAUUAGAAAGAAUGAAUCAAAACUUAUGGAAGAGAGGAGGAGACGAUAUUUUAGUAGUAACAAUUCAGCAAAGGCCUUCUUUGAUGAAAAGUUCCAAAAUCCUGACAUGUUAACCAACCUUGAUACUAAAAGACGUAAAAUUGCUGAUGAUAAGAGAAGUAAUUACUUAGACCAAGAGUUGAGUAAAGCUAUCGAGAAUAAAUCUUCCAAUAGAUUAUCUGGGAACAAAACAAAGAAAGAAUAUGCCAAAAUGAAAAGUGCUACAGAAACAACAUUACAAACUGGUGUCAUUCAAAGAUUAGGUUUUGAUCCGACACAUGGUAAGAUUGCUAAAGUUUUACAAACGGGUAAGGAUUCAGGGAAGGAUAACGUACAUAAUACUCAUAAAGUGGAGAAAGUUAAGGAUCUACUAGAAUUUAAAAAAGGCAAAGUUGUGCUGGCGCCUGCUAAAGAGGAACUAAUCAAACGUAAGAAUAGAAGGGAAGAAGUAUGGCAAAAACAUUUCGGAUCCGGCAAGAGACUUGCAGAGCAGCCGCUAAAUGACGAUGUGGAUACCAGUGAAAGUGAUUUAGAGAUUGUAUGA